AUGGACAUUGAUUAUUUCACAAAGUGGGUGGAAGCAACGACUUUCAAGUUAGUGACUAAGAAAGCGGUGGUUGAUUUUAUUCACUCCAAUAUCAUUUAUCGGUUUGGCAUUUCGAAGAUAAUUGUCACCGAUAAUGCUGCAAAUCUCAAUAGUCAUUUGAUACAAGAAGUGUGCCAACAAUUAAAGAUUAUGCAUCGAAAUUCUACUUCGUAUCGUCCAAAGGAAAAUGGGGAUGUAGAAGCUGCCAACAAGAACUUAAAGAAAUUACUUUGCAAGAUGGUGCAGGGUUUUCGACAAUGGCAUGAAAAGUUACCUUUUGCUUUAUUGGGUUAUCGUACUAUGGUUCGAACUUCAAUUGGUGCAACUCCUUACUGGUUAGUGUAUGGAACUGAAGUAGUUAUACCUGUAGAGAUUGAGAUUCCAUCUCUUCGAGUAGUUGUGGAAGCUGAAAUUGAUGAAGACCAAUGGGUCAAGACUCGUUUGGAGCAAUUAAGCUUGAUUGAUAAAAAAAGAUUGACAUCAGUAUCUCAUGGACAACUAUACCAGAAGAGAAUGGCACGAGCAUAUAACAAAAAGUCAAUUGAAUGUAAAAGCAAAAGUCAUCAACCGGAAACUUGA
Molecule: messenger RNA, 618 nt
Organism: Capsicum annuum
Lineage: Eukaryota; Viridiplantae; Streptophyta; Magnoliopsida; Solanales; Solanaceae
Exons: 2
Coding region: 1-618 (205 amino acids)
Biological process (GO): DNA integration
Molecular function (GO): nucleic acid binding
Source: RefSeq, a predicted model, not a curated record